Opisthorchis viverrini is the source of this 369-nucleotide messenger RNA. RefSeq lists its product as hypothetical. The record is from RefSeq and is a predicted model, not a curated record. The transcript has a single exon. NCBI's taxonomy places the organism in Eukaryota, Metazoa, Platyhelminthes, Trematoda, Opisthorchiida, Opisthorchiidae. Bases 1 to 369 code for a protein of 122 amino acids.
AUGCAUCCGAGGAACUAUUUGACCCUACCAUACAAAUACUCAUGUUCCAAGCCAGAACGUUUUAACUCAGAGCCAUCCGCUUCAUUAGUAAGGCAUUUAUGUCCGCCACGCGGCAACGUGCAUGAGCUUGGCCGUUUGCGGGGUCCAGCAGACUUCCGGUACUUGAACCAGGUUGGAUCGCAGUAUUUUAGGGUGGCUUUGAAAUUUCCUGAGGAGGCACAAAGACACCGUUUGGGGAACCUGCAACUGCCAGACCAUUGUUUUGAAUGCGUGAUGUCCUGGCUGAACUACCGCGGACAACUAAUUGAAGUCGUCCACGCCACAAGCGAACCUAGUUCCAGCAGAACGCUGUUAACGGGUGACGGCUAG